AAUUAUUAAAUCUAAUAUUGUGUGUGAUUUUUGUAUUUACAAAACGAUUUGUUACAAGUCAAGUGCAUUUAAAUGGCUGUUACACACCGUCGGGAGAUAUUGGCAUAUGUACAUCACUUAAGUUAUGCCCACAAGUAGUAAAUCUUUUCACAAGAAUGCCACAAAAUACUGCCACACAAUAUUCCAAAGAAUUGCAGCGCAGUUGUGGUAAUCGCAUCUCUUUCGAUAAUUACCCAAUUGUUUGUUGUACAGAAAUACAUGCAGGUAUACCUAAUAAUAAUAAUAACAACCCAAGACAAAACCCAGAUAGAGAUACAUUUACUCUACCCUCGUCUACAACUGAAAAAAUAGAUGAGGCAAAAAUAUUGAGUCACACAACGCCACGAAGUGAAGGAUCUGAUAAUGUUUGUCAAGGACCAACAGGAGAUAUUGGAUUUUGUAUAUCUAUACAUAAUUGUACAAACUUAUUGGAUCGCAUUAGAGCCACUCCAAAUGAUGAAAAUUUGAAAUCUGAACUAAGAUCAUCGAAUACAAUUUGCGGUUCAAAAGACAUGAAUGUUUGCUGCCCUGUAACUAAUAGUAAAUCGAGAGCAGUAAAUACCGGUGAGACGCCGCGACGUUUGCCAACUGAAGAUGAGGGUUGUGGUUUUGUACGUCAAGCAACUGGUAAAAUCGUUGGAGGUAGAGAAAGCGAAAUUGGUGAUUGGCCUUGGAUAGCGUUAAUUGGUUAUAAUGCUUAUAGUUUGAAUCCGUUUCGUUGUGGUGGAAGUUUAGUUACCGCAAAACAUGUCAUAACAGCAGCGCAUUGUAUUACUCGAGAUCUAUCAUUUGUACGCUUAGGUGAGCAUGAUUUGAGUACACAAUCCGAGACAAAGCAUUUGGAUGUAGAUGUCGAUAAGGUAGUCGGUCAUCCAAACUUUACAAGAAAUGAUUUUCGCUUCGAUAUAGCUGUGCUUUUAUUAGUAAAAAACGUUGAUUUCACAGAUUUGAUUCAGGCCAUUUGCUUGCCUAUUUCAAAUACUUUACGCAACAAAUCUUAUGUCAAGAGUAAUCCAUUCGUUGCUGGCUGGGGUCGGACAAUGGAAAGGGGUAGUAGUUCUAAUGUUUUAAAAGAACUACAACUUCCAGUACAAGACAACUCUGUUUGUUUAAAUACUUACAAAAGAUUAAAUUAUCUCCGAUCUAAUCAACAAUUUGACGAUUCAGUAAUAUGUGCUGGUAACUUAGUUGGUGGUGAAGAUACUUGUCAAGGUGAUUCUGGUGGACCUCUCAUGAUGCCUGAACCAUAUAAAGGGGUAACACGUUAUUAUUUAAUUGGUAUAGUUUCUUACGGUAUUGGAUGUGGCAGAAUUGGUAUACCUGCAGUUUAUACAAGUACACAACAUUAUAUGGACUGGAUAACAGAUCAAAUAGCUAGCAUGUAAAGCGAAAAUACAUACGAAAGUAUGUGUAUAAAAGUUUUUGUAUAAUAUUUUUUAUAUAUUAUAUCUACCGAUAUAAUUUAUUUUGGUUGCUUUUAGUUUACUUUCUAUGGUAAGAUAAAUCAAAUUUAAUUCAUUUUCUUACCAAUAUAUUUCCGAACACUAGUUUUGACAAUAAAUUCUUUAAUGUAUUUUUUAUAUUAACAUAAAAAUUUAAAAACAAAAUUAUAUAUUAAUAACCACAAAUUUUAGAGAUAUCGUAUUUAUAAAUAUAUAUAAAAAGCUAAUAAACAAAUAUGUGAAAUAUGUACAAUGUAAACGUCUUCCAUUUCUCCAAAUUUAAUAUUCUUUGUAUAAUAUUUAUUUAAAUAUAUA
Messenger RNA from Teleopsis dalmanni, 1796 nucleotides. Its product is annotated as venom protease-like. Bases 156 to 1424 code for a protein of 422 amino acids. Gene Ontology annotation, biological process: proteolysis. Gene Ontology annotation, molecular function: serine-type endopeptidase activity. The record is from RefSeq and is a predicted model, not a curated record. NCBI's taxonomy places the organism in Eukaryota, Metazoa, Arthropoda, Insecta, Diptera, Diopsidae. The transcript has 8 exons.